AGAUCCGGAUAAUAUUUCGUUGCCUACUCCACUCUACCCCUAUCCCCAUUCAUCCUCCACAAUUUUUUCCCUCAAUAUCCGCUCAUGACCUGAACUCCUCUCCGGGAAUUCCACUUCCUUUCCCUGCCCCUUCUCCUCCCCAUAUUCACAUGGCGAGGACUUUGAUUUCCUCUCCUGCCUUCUUGGGAACUCCUCUUCCUUCUCUGUCUCGCCAUGGAUUCCUCCCUCAGGGCAGGCCCAUCAGCACCAGAGUCAAAUUCAGCCUCCAUCACCUCCCCCCUGUUCAUCAUUCAGUUGAUUUCAAUGCCAUCUUUGAGCGAGCUGAGAGCUUGCUCUACACGCUUGCCGAUGCUGCUGUCGUUGCGGAUGGCGGGGUGGGGGCGUCCGGCUCCCCUGCUGCUCAGAAAAGUGGAGGGUGGUUCGGGUUUAUUUCCGAUGCCAUGGAAGUUGUCUUGAAGGUACUUAAGGAUGGACUUGCAACUGUUCAUGUGCCAUAUGCUUAUGGAUUUGCCAUAAUAUUGCUCACAAUUCUUGUUAAAGUUGCCACAUUCCCUUUGACCAAGCAACAGGUUGAAUCAACGCUAGCAAUGCAGAAUCUUCAACCAAAGAUCAAAGCAAUCCAAGAGAGAUAUGCAGGAAAUCAAGAAAGAAUACAACUUGAAACUUCUCGUUUAUACAGACAGGCAGGAGUCAAUCCUCUAGCAGGAUGUUUUCCAACGUUGGCCACGAUACCAGUCUGGAUAGGCUUAUAUCAAGCUCUUUCAAAUGUGGCAAACGAGGGACUGCUAACUGAAGGAUUCUUUUGGAUUCCUUCUUUGGGGGGCCCAACAACAAUUGCUGCUAGGCAAAGUGGAUCUGGAAUUUCCUGGCUUUUCCCGUUUGUGGAUGGCCAUCCACCACUAGGUUGGCAGGACACUGCAGCAUACCUUGUUUUGCCUGUUCUUCUUGUUGUAUCACAAUAUGUGUCAAUGGAAAUAAUGAAGCCUCCGCAAACAGAUGAUCCGGCUCAGAAGAACACACUUCUUGUAUUUAAGUUUCUUCCGCUGAUGAUAGGCUACUUUUCUCUGUCUGUUCCAUCUGGAUUAUCGAUAUACUGGUUCACAAACAAUGUGCUUAGUACCGCACAGCAGGUAUGGUUGCGCAAAUUGGGAGGUGCAAAGCCUGUUGUCAGUGAGAAUGCUAGUGGGAUAAUCAGUGCUGGACGUGCAAAACGAUCAGGUGCUAAGCCGGAACGAACGGGUGAAAGAUUUAAACAGCUGAAAGAAGAAGAAAAGACGAAAAAGACUAGUGCACUUCCUGUGGAUGAUGUGCAGGCUUCAACUGCAUCUGAUUCCGAGUCUGAAUAUGACUCAGACGAUGAAACUGAAUCGAAGCAGGGCAAGGAGGUUCUUGAAGAGGCAUUGGCUUCCAGCAGUGCCAAACCAGUUCCUUCUGGGCCUAGGAGAAGUAAGCGAUCAAAGCGGAAGCGUGCGGUAUGACACUUAUAAUCACAUUUUGUAGUUACGGUGGAUCUCUAUUGUAUACUUGUCAAAAUUGCAAAUUGAAAUAUAGCGGCCAUUUUAUUGCGGGUCAUAGUUUAAGGUAAAGCUAAUCAUUUAUUUGUUAGGUUGAGAAUCUUGGGUAUCCUUGCCAUUUGGAUUGGUGGUUCAAGCAAAGUGUUAGCUAAUUUGUAUAAAAAUCAAGAAUUCAGGCGGCACAUAUUUAUCAUAGAAACAUUGGAUGCCUCAUUGUCUUCCCUGACUACCAAGGAAAUAGUACCUGUACACCUAACAUUCUUCAAUUAGUAAGAUACUAUGCUGUUAAACAUCA
Sesamum indicum (sesame) is the source of this 1809-nucleotide messenger RNA. It is a transcript of the gene ALB3, whose product is annotated as 63 kDa inner membrane family protein. Gene Ontology annotation, cellular component: chloroplast thylakoid membrane. Gene Ontology annotation, molecular function: membrane insertase activity. Gene Ontology annotation, biological process: thylakoid membrane organization; protein insertion into membrane; protein localization to chloroplast. The record is from RefSeq and is a predicted model, not a curated record. NCBI's taxonomy places the organism in Eukaryota, Viridiplantae, Streptophyta, Magnoliopsida, Lamiales, Pedaliaceae.